UAAUGAUAAUUGUAGAACAUGUGAAAGCGGAAUAGUUGACAAUUAAUGCGCUUCGUGUAAUAAUCCUAUGGUUCUUUUAAGAAAUAAGAAAUGUGCAAAUGCCGAUGAAGAAGUCGAUGUUGAUGUCAAUGUUGAUGUCGAUGUCGAUGCCAAUGCCAAAUAAUGUAGUAGUAAAUAAUAUUUGGAUGUAAAUCAAAUUUGCUAAUAAUGUGAUCCUUCGUGUAACUCUUGUUCAAAUUCUAAUACAUGUAAUACUUGUGUUGAAGGUAGAUAUUUUGUAAUAAGUACUUUAAAAUGUGAAUUAUGUGACUUAAAUUGUAAGACAUGCAUAGAAAAGGACAAAUGCUAAUCUUGUGCAUAGAAUUAUUUUUUAAACUAAAAUAAAUAAUGUAUAUAAGAAUGUGAUAAAUAAAAGUUUCGAGAUUCUAAUGGAAUUUGUUAACCAUGUCCUUCUAAUUGUUUAAAUUGUAAAUAAUCUAAUGAAUGUACAAGAUGUUUUUAGGGAUUUUAUUUAUCUAAUAGACUCUGCAUUAAAGAAGUUGUUUGCUCUGGAAAUACUUAUUUUGAAUAAAAUUAAUGUAAAACAGAAUGUUCUAAAAAAAAAUUUAAAAAUUCGAUGAAUAAUAGAUGUGAUUCUUGCCAUGUUACAUGCAAAAAAUGCACAGAAGCAAAUAAAUGUUUAGAAUGCGAAUAUGGACUUAUUUUGAAUGAUGAUGGUAAAUGUAUGUAAUAUGAAUAAGAAACACAUGCUACUAGUAAGUUAAUAUUUAAAAUAUAUCUCGUAAUUACUAUAUAUACAUUCAUAGCGUGUAUAAUUUGCCAUUUCUUAGAUAAUAGGUCAAAAAAUUUAGGAGAAACAGAAUGUAAACCCAAAUAAGCAAAAACUUAAACAAAAAACGUAGAAAAUCAGGUUGUGGUAGAAGACAUAAUAAGUAAUGAAAACAAAAGGUAAAGUUCCAAAUAAGAAAUUCAAAAAGCAAAUUAAAUAGACUAAUAAAAAUUAGCAGUAAAUGCUAAAGGGAAUAAUUUUAAAAUUGAAAUGAAUUUAAGAAAAAAAAAUUAUUUAAAUAAUUAAACUUAAAUGAGUCCUAUUA
Messenger RNA from Ichthyophthirius multifiliis, 1094 nucleotides. RefSeq lists its product as hypothetical. Lineage: Eukaryota; Ciliophora; Oligohymenophorea; Hymenostomatida. The transcript has a single exon. The record is from RefSeq and is a predicted model, not a curated record.